Cuscuta epithymum is the source of this 1367-nucleotide messenger RNA. NCBI's taxonomy places the organism in Eukaryota, Viridiplantae, Streptophyta, Magnoliopsida, Solanales, Convolvulaceae. The record is from the annotation of a GenBank genome assembly.
UAUCUUCCCAACUGGAGUUCGUUCUUUCUCUAGACCUUAUCCUCUGUAACAUCUGCCAUGGCAUCUUCAACGUCCACCCUACAUUUCCUCGCGCUCAAUACUCAAUCUCUCCCUCUUUCCAAACCAAGUCGCGCCCCCAUUUCAUUAUGCCUUUCUCCGCCCUAUCCGUCUUCGCUCAAUCGCUCUUUAUCCUUCUCCUGUUGCGUUAGACCAUUCAACUCACUGCCUUACUCUUGCGUUGUUCGAAAUGUCGCCUUCUCGGACGAGGUUGACGUGGUUGAAGAAGACGAAGAUGAGGGACUACUCGGUAUUGACGGCUCAUCGUACUCUUACUCCGACGAGCCAAGUUUCCCCCCUGAGCAGAAGCUCUUUGUAGGGAAUUUGCCCUUCGGUGUUGAAAGUGCUACUCUUGCUAGUCUGUUUGGUCAAGUAGGAAGUGUUGAGAUGGCCGAGGUUAUAUAUGACAAGCAAACUGGAAGAAGUAGAGGAUUUGGGUUUGUGACAAUGUCCACUGUUGAGGAAGUCGAAGCCGCUGUUCAACAGUUGGAUGGAUAUGAACUUGAUGGGAGGCAACUGAGGGUGAACUGUGGGCCUCCACCACCAAAAAGGGAAGGCUCGUUCAGGGGAUCCAUGGGUGGGGGAGGUUACAGUAAUAACUACAGUAAUAACUCUAAUAAGCUCCAUGUGGGGAAUCUUGCGUGGGGUGUUGAUGAUCAAGCACUUGAAACCUUGUUCAGGGAGCAAGGAAAGGUGAUGGAAGCCAAAGUCAUUUAUGACAGAGACAGUGGCAAAUCAAAGGGGUUCGGAUUUGUUACUUACAGUUCUGCCGAGGAGGUCAAUGAUGCCAUUAAAACCUUGGAUGGCGCUGACCUAAACGGAAGAUCAAUCCGUGUAAGUGUUGCUGAAUCCCGUCCCAGGCGUUUCUGAGGUUUUCAACUGUGAACCAUGAUUGGUUUAUACCCAAGGAAAGCAUGAGGAAAAGCGAUGAAGAGGCAAGGUUGAUGACUUGAUGAUGCCCUGGUUGUUUUGGAUAGCUUGUUUUAUUCAUCACCUAACUUUACAAGCCCAAGAAGUUUAAUGUUACUGUUGUUUUCAAUAUGUGUUCACUCUAGAAUUCCUCUGAAAUACUGCUGCUUCUCUUGUUUUCCAAUAAGACUGGAGUUGUGUACUAAAAAAUAUGUGAUCUAGUGUGAAAGCCCAAGCGAGCCUGUGAUCUGAGUUUUUCUUUUGCGAAGAGAAUAAGGCGUGAAAGUCAGAGUCUGUGUUCCAAUGUAAAAAAUUGAAACCUUCUGUUUGGUUCACUUCUAAGUCGCGUACGUCUUUCCAUGGUUAGUUUAAUGCGACUAAUAACAUGUUCCUUUACCUGA